Messenger RNA from Pongo pygmaeus (Bornean orangutan), 1040 nucleotides. Its product is annotated as thymosin beta-4. Gene Ontology annotation, biological process: actin filament organization; regulation of cell migration. Gene Ontology annotation, cellular component: cytoplasm. NCBI's taxonomy places the organism in Eukaryota, Metazoa, Chordata, Mammalia, Primates, Hominidae. The transcript has 3 exons. Gene Ontology annotation, molecular function: actin monomer binding. The record is from RefSeq and is a predicted model, not a curated record. The coding region runs from base 109 to 354 and encodes 81 amino acids.
CUCGCUCCUUCAUUAUCUGCGUCCCUGUGAAAACAUCCCCUAAAGCCGAGCCGAGUGAUUCUCCCCGGGAAGGCUGCCUUGGGGAGCUGGGGAUGCGAAGCACCCUAGAUGCUGGCUUCCUCCGCAGCCAUGUCUGACAAACCUGAUAUGUCUGAGAUCGAGAAAUUCGAUAAGUCGAAACUGAAGAAGACAGAAACACAAGAGAAAAAUCCACUGCCUUCCAAAGAAAUUUUCUGGUCACAGCGAUUGAACAGGAGAAGCAAGCAGGCGAAUCUUAAGCAGGCGUAUGCCACCAAUAUGUACUGUACAUUGUACAAGCAUUGCUUUCUUGUUUUACUUCUUUUAGUUGUUUAACUUGGUUAGAUGCAAACACGCUGGGUGAGUUUGAAAGGACUGUGCUGCCCUUUUGACAUCAAAGACCUGCUGACAAUGAAGGCCACACCUGCUUCUCCCAUCGCCUGGCUGGCUGGCAGGGAAGGAAAAUAACUUGAAUGUUGGUGAAAGACUUAGCGGAGUGGGAGGGCAGUGAAAUCUAGAGUAAAACCAAGUUGGGCCAAGUGUCCUGCAGAAUCUAAAAUGAAGUUUAAUCAGAGUGCCAUUUUUUGUUGUUGUUUGAAAGAUUUUAAUUUUUGGAAUGCACAGUUUUUAUUAAAAAAAAUUUUUAAACCAUUGCUGGUGAAAUUGCUUGUUGAUUGGAAAGAGUGUUUUAUUCACCAUUUAAACAUUUGCAAAGUGGCGUGCCCCUGGGCCUCACAGGCAAAGAAUAACUGACAAGCUGGCGAUUUAAAUAAAUUAUGUUACAGUAUGAAAUGUGUUUUACCUAGAUAUGUAAAAUACCUUCUUUAUUCUAGCUAAUUGGGAGAUGAUUUUUUUUGGCUGAUUGAGAUUACCUUUAGAUUAUGUUUCAAAACUGGCUUGUACUGUAAUCUAAAACAAAUAAGCACUAAUUUAGAGUUCAGCUACAUUGUUGCAUGUAAUGAGAAGGGACUUAAUUACAAACUUAAGAUAUAAAUGUGCAAUAAAGUAAGCUAAGAAGAAAA